GCAUGAAUUAAUGGCACCGACAGGUUCUGUCAAGUUCCAGCCGUUUGGUCUCGGGAAGCGUAAUUGUCAUCGUGACAGCAUCGACAUUAAACCCGAUGAUGGGCAGGAACCGAUUGAAGAGUUGUUUCUAUGCGCGCCUUCAACCCAUCAGAGUGGAGGGUGCCAAGAGAAGGCGAACCUGUUUCGGGGGCAUGAGAUGUUUAUACGGUGCAUAAUACAUGAGAUACAAGAAUGUCGGAGGAGACGUGGAAUCGACUAGGAUCAGCUUCAGCUUGGCUGCAGCUCGACGAUGGAACCACCACAACGCGACAAGACAGUCCAGCCGAUGUCAAGCACCCAGUUCGACCUCGAGGCUCAAGCACAAGACUCGAUUCCACCCCCAAGAACUCCUACUCCAAGCGUACGGACCAAAGGCUCCUCAGUGGGGACCGCUUUGGUACGAACAUGGACAGAGGGGAGCGAAAAGCAGACGGGCAGCGCGAAGGAUAGCGAGCCUAGCCUUGCAAUGCCGUGGCUAGAUGCACGGCCUACUCUGCAGCAUCCAGCGAGUCCUCCGGAUGAACAGAACGCAUUACUUGCUUUGCCCCCUCCGCCUUCGUACGACGUCGUCGUCACCAACCUCUCCAUUGCCAUUCCUACAUUCUGCGCACACAUCCCCACGCCCAUCCCAAUCCCCAUUCCUCGGGCUGUCACCGACACUGUCCGCAGAUGGAACUCGAAGGAUAAAGAGUCUAACGCGAAUGUCACUGGCAGCGCCGGCGACGGGCUCAUCAUCCGCAAUGUUAACGCCGUCGUCCACCGCGGAGAGGUCAUGGCCAUCAUCGGCGGGUCUGGGUCGGGGAAAACAACGCUGCUGCACGCUAUGGCUGCCCGACUCAGGGAUCUACCCAUCGCCGAGGGACAUGUUUCGAUCACUCCGUCUCACAGCGGGGGACAAGAUGGUGCGCACCCUAAGGGCGGCGAGGGUCACUUCAAAGGCAUGAGCAAGGUCGUCGGUUUCGUGAAACAGCACGACUACCUUCUGCCUCAUCUUACGGUCAGAGAGACAUUGACCUAUGCCGCAAAGUUGCGGUUGCCUUCUUCUGUCGACAGCGAAACAAGACGCCUGAUCGUCGAACAAACGAUUCAAGAGCUCGGUCUUGCAGAUGCCGCGAACACGAUGGUAGGCGGCGCAGGCCGGAAGGGGAUCUCCGGUGGGGAAAAGCGUCGGCUGUCUAUUGGCUGUGUCCUUGUUAGUUUCCCAUCCGUGAUUAUUCUCGAUGAGGUUACGACCGGUCUCGAUUCAUUCACCGCGUUCCAGCUCCUUGAGACCCUUGAUCGCCUAGCGAAACGCGGGCGUACAGUCAUUCUGUCGCUGCACCAGCCGCGAUCCGACGCCUUCACGCUAUUUUCCCGUAUUCUUCUAAUGUCGCAUGGAUCAGUCGUCUACUCUGGUCGCACAGGAGACUGUCUACCCUAUUUCUCUCAGCUCGGCUUCCAGCCCUCGGAACGGACCAAUCCGCUCGAUUUCUUGAUCGACGUCUCGAGCAUUGACACACGGGACGAAGACAACGAGCGCGAGAGCAAAGAACGCCUCAAUCGGCUUGUCCAGUGCUGGAGGGAGAAGGAGGCUAUUGAUGCCGAGAGGAACGUGCGAGACGCUCGUGGUCGCACAUCAAACUGCCUAUCUCACUUCUUACAACUCGGCUACCAGCACCCGGAACGCGCCAAUCCGCUCGAUGUCCGGACCGACGCCUCCAUCGUUGACAUACGGGACGAAGACAAUGAGUGCGAGAGCAAAGAGCUCCGCCUUGAUCAGCCUGUGCAGUACUGGGGGGAGAAGGAGACUAUUGAUGCCGAGAAAGACGUGUUAGGCGGCCCGCCGUUCCCUGGACUCGGAGCUUCUUCUACGACGCUAGACUCAGAGAAGCCGGCUGUCCAUGUGUCUCCGACAACAACGACCAGCAAGCGUCCCAAUGUACUCCAACAAACUACUAUCCUCGUUCCCCGCGCAUUUCGUAACAUGACCCGCGGUUAUCUGGAACUUGUUGGGCACUUCCUGCAGGCCAUCCUCGUGGGUUUACUCAUGGGCGUCACUUACUUCCAGCUUGGCGACCAGCCGAACGACAUUCAGAGCCUGAAGAGCCUCGCAUUUCAGGUGGUGCCAGCAUACGCCUAUUUGACUCAGAUCGUUUGGACGUUCAAAUGGUGCAAUUCACUCGUCGUCUUCGACCGGGAACAAGAAGACAGCUUGUAUUCGCCUGUGGCGUGGAUUCUGUCUGAAUUCAUUGCGUGGCUGCCCAUGAACGUCAUUGCCCCCUCUAUAUUCUCGAUCUUGGUUUACUUCAUCUCCAACAUGCGUCGAGACGAUCUACAUUACAACCUCGGCAUAUUCAUCAUCGAUAUGGUCUUGGUCCAACUUUCCCGAAUCGCGUGGUCGCUGUUUUCAGCUAGCAUCGAGCGUAGCUUCGCACGGGCAUCAGUUCUCGGGAACGUUCCUUCCAUCUUCUUCAGCCUUUCCCCAGGCUACUUGGUCGUCAACGUCCCAGGCUGGAUUCGCUGGUUCCGCUGGAUCUCCCCUCACUUCUUCUCCUUCCGCAUCGUCGUCAUCUCCCAGUUCCGCAACCGCACAUUCUCCUGCCAAGGCGUCACCGGCCCCGCACUCGCACAGUGCUCGGGCAACAACGUGCUCCGUGGCCUGCGCAUCUCACCCACGGAGCCACUGUGGCCGAUGUUCCUCGGCAACCUGGGAUUCCUGCUUGUCAUCACAGCCUUCUCGUGCUUCUUGCUUACGGUGUGGAAGCCCGGCGGUGCGCGACACGCGCAGCGCGUUGCGAGCGAUGUCAAGGGCAAAGAGAUCAGCGAGGCGGAGAUCGACAUCGUGCGGGCGCGCGUCGACGUCACCGCCGAGCACGUCGGACUCUUCCAUGUCCGCCGGACGCUUCCAUCGUUCAAGCGCGUCGAGACGCCGAUCCUGGCAGAUGUUAGUGCGCGGUUUCCGAGCGGUGAGGUAUCGGUGAUCAUGGGACCCAGCGGGUCGGGGAAGAGUACGUUCCUGCGGAUGUGUGCUGGGUGGCCGAUAAAGGGUGGGCUACUUAGCUCGUUUGAGGGGCAUGGAGAGAUCAAGCUCAAUGGUGUACCUGUAUCGAGCCGCACAAGACAUAUAUGUGCCUUCGUAGAGCAAGACGACGACUAUCACCUGCCAGCGUUGACCGUACGAGAGACGCUCCGGUUCGCGGCGAUGAUCAAGCUGCCCAGCACAGUCAGUCGCAAGCACAAGAUCGCUCGUGCGGAAGAAGUUCUGAGGAUGCUCGGUCUUCGGGACUGUGCUGAUGGAAUGGUCGGCGGCGAGUUACUGAAGGGGAUAUCGGGUGGAGAGAAGCGCAGGCUAUCGUUAGCGUGUCAAAUGAUCAAUGACCCCGCGGUACUCAUUAUUGACGAACCCACCAGCGGUCUGGAUGCCAACACAGCGCGAAACGUGAUGGAAGCCCUUCAGGGUAUCGCCCGCAGUGGGCGGACUGUGAUAGCAUCCCUGCACCAGCCCCGCAGCGACAUCUAUAACAUGGUCGAUAACUUCGUAGUUCUAGCCAAGCAAGGGAACGUUGUCUAUCAAGGUCCUCGAGAGCAACUACUUCCCCAUUUUGCGUUGGUAGGCUACGUCUGCCCUCCGUUCUACAAUCCGUCGGACUAUUGUAUGGAUUUAAUCUCGGUCGACGUACGUGGACAAGCUAGGCAAGAACAGACUUCGGCUCGUGUCAAGUUCUUGGUCGAGUCCUGGAAGACCCGACAAGACAAAAUGCUUGAUUACGCAGCUAGCAAAUCCGCCACCUCCAAAGAAGCAGUCGCCGACAUACCUAUAGAGCUAGAAGAUCGUCCGGAGUACACGCCCAUAUGGAUUGCACUUCCUGUCGUCCUCGAUCGAACAUUCCGCAACAGCUGGAGACAGCCGGAUAUCUUCUGGACCAGGUGGACCCAGGCCCCGAUCCUAGCUAUCUGUUUCUUCUUAUUCUUCCUGCGACUGUCCAACGGUCCAACGGGUGCUCAAGACCGCAUUGGUCUGGUUGAAGAAUGUACCACCACGCUUGCUUAUGCCGGCUUCGCUAACUUGGCUGCACUCUACCCGAUGGAGAAGACCGUCUUCUUCCACGACUACAAAUCGGCUGGUGGGCGGUAUUCGAGCGCCACAUUUAUCACGGCAUUCACCAUCUUCGCUAUCGUCCCUGAGUUCAUCUCCGCCCUUCUGUUUUCCGUCAUCAUGAACGUCGCUACGGGUAUGCAAAGCAACGCACGGAUCUACUUCGAAUUUACUGUUUCUGUCUGGAUACAGCUCAGCUUCGGCGAGAGUGUCGGUAUCGCCUUCGCGUCGUUCUUCGACACCAUGGGCCUUUCCAUGUCCCUCGUCUCCGUCUUCCUCGUUGUCGGCUCGCAGGCUAGCAGCAUCCUUUCCGCGUCGAUUGCUAGAUUUCUCCAGGAUAUUGCGUGGAUCUUCCCGAUGAAGUACGGAGCGCGAACGCAGCUCAUCAACGAGAUGCAGGGAAAGGUGUUCAACUGUCCGCCAGAUACCAUUACGAACGGCGAGUGUACUGCCGCGACUGGACAGCAAGUGUUGGACUUGUUCGGAUUCCAUGCUAGCACUUGGCACCUUGUCCUUAUAUCCAUCGCAGUCAUUAUAGGAUACCGCGUUGCCACCUGGGGUAUCCUAUCUGUGAGAAUGCGCUAUAUUUGAUA
Phanerochaete carnosa HHB-10118-sp is the source of this 4707-nucleotide messenger RNA. RefSeq lists its product as uncharacterized. The record is from RefSeq and is a predicted model, not a curated record. Gene Ontology annotation, cellular component: membrane. The coding region runs from base 290 to 4705 and encodes 1471 amino acids. NCBI's taxonomy places the organism in Eukaryota, Fungi, Basidiomycota, Agaricomycetes, Polyporales, Phanerochaetaceae. The transcript has 10 exons. Gene Ontology annotation, molecular function: ATP binding; ATP hydrolysis activity; ABC-type transporter activity.